Messenger RNA from Diceros bicornis minor, 1367 nucleotides. It is a transcript of the gene NT5DC4, whose product is annotated as 5'-nucleotidase domain containing 4. Gene Ontology annotation, molecular function: 5'-nucleotidase activity. Bases 1 to 1362 code for a protein of 453 amino acids. The record is from RefSeq and is a predicted model, not a curated record. Lineage: Eukaryota; Metazoa; Chordata; Mammalia; Perissodactyla; Rhinocerotidae. The transcript has 16 exons.
AUGGACAGUAUGGAGCCCAGAGGGAAGCCACGGGGCCUGGUUUCUUCUCAAGACCCGGAGCAGGACUGGCACCAGUGGAUUUUUGUCAACCGCAGCCUGGCGCUGGGGAAGAUUCGCUGCUUUGGCUUUGACAUGGACUACACUCUGGCUGCCUACAAGUCCCCGGCCUAUGAGGCACUGGCCUUCGAGCUGCUGCUGGAGCGCCUGGUGUGCAUCGGGUACCCGCACGAGAUCCUGCGCUACACCUACGACCCUGCCUUCCCCACUAGGGGGCUGGUGUUUGAUGCGCUCUAUGGGAACCUGCUGAAGGUGGACGCCCAUGGGAACGUGCUGCUGGGCACACACGGCUUCACCUUCCUCUCAGACCACCCCCUCCCCAGGGCGGAGAUCUGGAGUUUCUACCCCAGCAAGUUCAUUCAGAGGGACAAUCUGCAGCGGUUCCACAUCCUCAACACACUCUUCAACCUGCCUGAAACCUACCUCUAUGCCUGCCUGGUGGACUUCUUCUCCGGCUGCUCCCGUUAUACCAACUGUGACACCGGCUAUCAGCAUGGGAACCUCUUCAUGUCCUUCCGAAGCCUCUUCCAGGAUGUGACUGAAGCCAUGGAUAACGUCCACCAUUCGGGCUGUCUCAAGGAGAAGACCCUGGAGGACUUGGAGAAGUACGUGGAGAAGGACGCGCGAAUCCCCAUCCUGCUGGGCAAGAUGAAGGAGGUUGGGAAAGUGUUUCUGGCCACCAACAGCAGCUACAACUACACCGACGCCAUCAUGACCUACCUGUUUGGCGUUGGUGAGGCCGAGGCCUCAGCCAGGCCCUGGAGGUCCUACUUCGACCUGAUUGUGGUGGACACGCACAAGCCCCGCUUCUUUGCGGAGGGAACCGUGCUGAGACAGGUCAACACGGUAAUGGCAGGGGCUGAGGACUCGGGCAAGCUCCGCGUGGGCACCUACACGGGGCCGCACCAGCACUGUGCUGUCUACUCUGGAGGCUCGUCGGAUGUGGUGUGCCAGCUGCUCGGGGUGCGGGGGAAGGACAUCCUGUACAUCGGGGACCACGUCUUUGGGGACAUCCUCAAGUCCAAGAAGCAACAGGGCUGGCGGACUUGCCUGGUGGUUCCUGAGCUGUCCUGGGAGCUGGACAUCUGGGCCCGAGAGAAGGAGCGGAUGGCGGAGCUGAAAAGGCUGGACAUGCACCUGGCCGAGUUAUACCAGCACAUGGAUGGGAGCAGUUGUGGGCUGCAAGUCAUCAACUCCACCAAGAGGGAGAUUCAGAUGCCCCAUGAGUUAGUUGUGGAGCAAGAACGGACCAGUCUGGAUUCUGCCUUCUGCCUCCUCUCCUGCAGCCAGAAGGUGAGUUGUUAGGUGGU